UAGAUCACGUGACUAGCAGUGCAAGUGCGUAAAUACAUACUCCUGCCCUUUAGUAUAAUACAUUAGUCUUAGACAGUUUUACUAUCGGAGGGUCAGUGUCCUCUUGUUAUUGUGGCUGAUUGCUUGUAUUGGCGACCGUUAUAGUGUACAGGUGUGACAAAGAUGACAGAGAAACCGGAGGAAACGCCCCUUACAUAUCCGCCAGCCGGCGGUGAACUAGGCGGUCAGCAGCCACCACCGCCACAAUAUCCCCAACAGCCUCCACCCGCCCAAUAUCCCCAACAGCCUCCACCCGCCCAAUACCCUCAACAACCACCACCCCAGUAUCUACAAGGUCCUCCGCCGCCGCAGGGAUACGUUCAAGCUCCAGUUGGUCAACAAAUGGGCACGACUGUGGUCGUUGGAGCCGGACCUAACGUGACCACAGUUCAUUCCCCUCGUUACCGUGACUACCCGGUUCAAGUGCAGUGUCCCUCAUGCCAACAAGUGGUUUCCACUCAAACAUCUUACGUCACCGGCCUCUUUACCUGGAUGGUUGCUGGUAUCAUCUGCGUGUUUGGCGGUUGGCUUGGCUGUUUCCUGAUACCUCUGUUUCUGGAUGUCUGCAAAGACGUGGAGCAUACGUGUCCCAACUGUAAAACGCUGGUCGGAAAAUUUGAUCGCCUCUCUUAACUCAGGCACAGCUAUUUACCGCGGCAGCGGAUACACGAUAUAUUGAUACAGUCAUAUUUGUCCAUUGUAUUAUGUAGUAAUGUUGUCGACCCAAAGUCACAGUUCACUCUCUGCAAUUGGGCAUCAGUAGGUAGUGCACGUCUGGAGCCACAUUCGUGGGUUGCUUGGACACGUAUAUUGUUUUAAAUGAUAUCCAGCUCAAAGUUUUACUUAAACGUCGGACACAUAUUUUUAAGCCUUUCUACUUUUGACUUGGCCACACGUCGAACAAAUUGGUCUCAGCGGCUACGGAUGCUAUUUGAGGCGUCACUUUCUUAUCGAUUACAGAUUUGCAUUUAUUUAAUUUUACUAUAGUUUUAUAAAUUAACCAAUAAUCAGACGACCCUAGGCAUUGGAGGGGAACAUGACUAGUAGGGAAGUGGGAGGCAUUGUAAGGAUAGAAUGGGUAGACGGCAUUCUGUUGGUAGUUAAUAGUUGGGUGAUCUUGGGUAUUCGGUAGGGUGGGAUGAUGGGUAUUGGGUGACUGUGCAGUGAGUAUUUGCACUUUUUGUAAACGAUUCUGAAUUGUUUUUAUUAAACAGCAUCGAUGUUAAUAAAAUGAAUCUUCCUCGUUU
Messenger RNA from Saccoglossus kowalevskii, 1286 nucleotides. RefSeq names its product lipopolysaccharide-induced tumor necrosis factor-alpha factor homolog. The record is from RefSeq and is a predicted model, not a curated record. Gene Ontology annotation, molecular function: zinc ion binding. NCBI's taxonomy places the organism in Eukaryota, Metazoa, Hemichordata, Enteropneusta, Harrimaniidae.